AGAUUUCCAUUGAAGUCGCGACCGCCGCCGAGCGAUUUCCAUAGCUUCCCAGUUUGAAGAAUCCAUCAAUCAUGGGCUCGAUCGUCGCCGGAGGAGAAGACACCGAUUGGAGCGGCGUCGCGACGAGCUGGACCGUCUCAGCCGGCCGUCUCGCCGACUCGGUGACCGUCGAGUCGCCUCUUUCUCCGAUCGAUGACGGCGCGGUCGGCUCAGCUCCGAGAGCUCCUCUCCUCCUGCGACCUCCCUCGCCCGAUCGCAGCCCCUGCGAGAUCACUGUUAGUUUCGCUCAGCCACACGAUGUGCGCCAAGUUUAUGUCCGAAGCACUGCUCGAGUUUACGAGAUAUACUACGCCCCCAAGCAGCGGGCGGGCAAUGAGUAUCUCUGUACGGUUCGAUGCGGCAUUGUCGUUAGGGACGAAGUUUCUGGCGGGGAUGUUCCUCAAGCAGCUAAUCUCGCUUCUUGUGGGGACUCUAUGGAUGAGUUUGCCGAAGAAAGAUCCAAAAAUGAGAUUAAUUUGAAUGCUGGUGAAGACGAUUGGGUUGAAGUGAAGGCGCCCGGUACUUCAUUUGAAACUAAUACAAAUGUCGCUACAUCUUUGAAGUCCUCUAUCAAAAUGGAUUUUUAUGAGGCAACAGCUGAGAUUACCGAUGCAGACCCCUGCACAUCUCUCACGAUUCGUCUGCUCUCAGUUCAAAGUGGAGAUUGUGUAUAUAUAGACGAAAUCUAUGUGUUUGCUGAACCUGUUGAAUCUAACUUUGAAGAUGAGGACAGGCAAUUGGGAACUACAGCUGGAACUUCGCUUAUGGCUAUGCUUGUGCCUAGCCUCCUGCAGUUAUCUAAAACGAGAAUGGCUGGCCAAGUACAGGAUAAGGAUGCUCUUGAUGUGAGGGAUAUCCAGAAGUGCCCACCUGCUGGUUCAGAGACAACAGAACCCAAUCUGAGUUUGAAAGUAAGUGUAACGGCCGAUGUUGCAAAUAGAGAUGGACAUGCUACUGGCAUUUUUGAUACUCAGCAUAUGGAUAGGGUUAUUUCUGAACCAGCUCAGGAAACUGUACGAGAAACAGAUACUAAUAGGCAGCAGGAUGAUUCUUUCAGUCGUUUUGAAAAUGUCCUAGAACAGCUUGUUUCUCGAGUUAGCAGAAUAGAAAGUCUCUUCUUGAGAUUUGAAGAAAAUAUGAUUAAGCCAAUUAGCAGCAUCGAAGCGAGGCUGCAACGGGUAGAGGAGCAACUUGAAGUGAUUAACCACAAAGUGGUGAGUUCAGGACUGCAAACUUGCAAGAGAUUUUCGGCCCCAGAAUGUUCCUUUAGUGAGUCAAAUAUCCCUUCCUUGUAUGAAAGUAAUCGUGGAGAAUCUCAUUCUGACAGGGAUUCUUCAGAUAUGUUAUCUGUUCCACCUGAUGAAACCUGUGACACUGUGAGUACCUCCCAAUUGCUUCCAAGUCUUACCAUUUCGGCUCCAGACUUUCCACAGGGAGAGGAUGACGAGGAAAGCCAUUUGUUACAGCAAGUUGCUGACUCUCCAAAGGAAAAACCUAGACCUGCAUUGUCAAUAGAUGAUGCCUUAGCAUCUGCCCUUGCUGGGUUUGCGUCUUCUAUCACGAUUUGCCCUCCAAAUUAUAGACAGUCACUGGCUGUCAAGGCUCCCGAGUUCUCAAAUGAAGAUGAGGAAAAUUUUGAUGAGAGAACUUCACCUGAAAUACCAUAUGAUGGAGCACAAAAUUCUGUCUGCUUGACUGAUGGGAUGGAGUGUGCGAUGGAUUCAAUUUCUUCUGAGUUACCUUCCGGUGAUGAUGAGAGCAAUACUGAUAGAACUAUUACUAGAAAUGAUGGUUGCUCUGAGAAAAUUGGUGAGGAAAGCGAUUAUCAGCUGCCUUGUGAUAAAGAAAAAGGUUAUGUACAUGUUACAGGUGAUGAACAUGAGAGAGAGGAGAUAAAUGAACCCGAAGAAGCCAGCAGCAAAGGGAGAUGUGUCCUAGCUGGUAAAGAUACUCAGGUUAAAGAUGAGAUGCCUCAGGUACAGAUUGAUGGUAGUCCUCAUCAUGUGAAGGAAGUGGAUUCUGUUGAUUGCACCAGGGCUUUUGAAGUUGCAAAUGGAAAGUCUGAGGGGGGCAUUCUGCAUGACAUUCUCACAUCUUCACAGGCUGCUUGUGCGUUGGACUUCAAGGCCCCAAUUUUGGAUGUGAAAUUCAUACCUCAAGAUAAAUCUGAUUCACAGUAUCUCCUUAAAGCUCUAUGGGAUGAAAUGCCAGAAUCAAAUGUUAGCCUUCCCUGUGAUGACAAGAGCUGUGAUUCAUAUGGCGAGCAAGAUGACUUGAUUGUAGUGGACAAUGCAGAGUCGCUGGGCGAGGCAACAAGCUGUUGUUUCACGGUUGAUUUUGACUAUUGCCAUUUGCUAGAGACGCCUGUCAACAAGGAUGCUGAGAAACCGCAGGAUAAUUUGGCAAGCAGCCAUGAUGUGCUAGCGGGUGACAGCCUUAUUUGAGAAUAACGGUGCUUUUAUCAGGUUAAUGUUGAUAUAUUUAUGUACAUACAUGCCUUCCAGGAUACGUAUCUCGCUGUACCUAACUUACCCAUCUUCUCAUUAGGUUUUUCUUGGUAAACUGUAACUUUCAAUUGCUAAUUCUCUAGAUAUGUUUUUACAGUA
Syzygium oleosum is the source of this 2645-nucleotide messenger RNA. RefSeq lists its product as uncharacterized. The coding region runs from base 72 to 2483 and encodes 803 amino acids. The transcript is spliced from 3 exons. NCBI's taxonomy places the organism in Eukaryota, Viridiplantae, Streptophyta, Magnoliopsida, Myrtales, Myrtaceae. The record is from RefSeq and is a predicted model, not a curated record.